AUGGGUAUUUUGCAUAAGUAUUAUCUUGAGGGUGAUGAUAUUUACGAAUGCAUAGACUGUGGCAGUCACUUAACCACUUCCAAGGAGCUCAUUUCCACUAGUUUCCGUGGCAGAACCGGUGUUGCUUGGCUUUUUACCAGGGUUGUUAAUGUUUCUGAGGGCCCCUUCGAGGAGCGCAUGAUGACUACUGGACAACACACGAUAGUUGACAUCUACUGCAAUGAGUGCGGCGCCAACUUGGGCUGGAAAUACGAGGAGGCUACUGAGGAGUCUCAGAAAUACAAGAAGGGCAAAUUUAUUCUCGAGAAGGCGCUCUUAAAGAACAACAAUCCUAACUACUCCAGCAGCAUUGACGAGGACAACGAUGUCAGCGACGACUGA
Messenger RNA from Theileria orientalis strain Shintoku, 381 nucleotides. RefSeq names its product protein yippee-like 1. NCBI's taxonomy places the organism in Eukaryota, Apicomplexa, Aconoidasida, Piroplasmida, Theileriidae. The transcript has 5 exons. The record is from RefSeq and is a predicted model, not a curated record. Bases 1 to 381 code for a protein of 126 amino acids. Gene Ontology annotation, cellular component: ubiquitin ligase complex.